Molecule: messenger RNA, 672 nt
Organism: Pocillopora verrucosa
Lineage: Eukaryota; Metazoa; Cnidaria; Anthozoa; Scleractinia; Pocilloporidae
Source: RefSeq, a predicted model, not a curated record
GGAGUUGAGCACGCCACCUAAACAAUCCAGCGGUAUUCUUGUGAGUAAACAUCAAAGCGAGGCUAUCGGGUCAACAUCGAUCAGAUUUGUGUGAGAAAGUGAGGAAAACUUAUGGAGUGUUCCACAAAUCUUCCACAAGCGGCCUUUUUUUCCGCUGAGGAGAAAGUGCAGUUGAUAAGUGGUAAUUGCCCACGGCAUAUUACUAAAGAAAAACUCAAAGAAUGGUUGUCAUUCCGCAAAGGGACGGCUAAAGAUGGUAGUGCACGGUCUGAAGCAACGAAGGCUGAGUUAUCUCAAAGGGUCAUCAGUUAUAUAAAAAAUGGUUGGGAGAAUAAUUUUACGGAGAAGUGGCAACACUUGGCGGCAAGUAAACCACUGGAGCAAACGGCGACCGUCAAUUGUGAUUUCCCUGGAUCUGCACAAUGGGUUUCGCCGGUUGACGCGAAGGACGAUGUCCCUUCAUUUAAUAUUCAGAAUAUCGUGUCUUACUUUAUUGAAAGAAAAGCUAAAGACAAUGAAUCCAACAAAGAUUUCAAGAAUGUCAGCAGCAAAGCUUUCGGUUUGUUUCGACAUGGUCAUAUCCAAAAACUGGAAAUCGCACGGGACGACGACGAAAAAAUUCAUUUUCGAUAUUCAAAGCCCUACUUGGCCCAGGUUUAUAUUUGUGCUUGA